GAGAUCGUGAGGCAAGUCCAGGCUGCCCUGGAGGUUUCCAUGAAAGCGCAGAUAGACUCCCUGGGCACCACGCUCACGCAGACCUUCGCCACGCAUUUCGCGCAACUGUCCCAGGGGCUGGAGCGGAAGAUUGCCGAGCAGAACGCUGGCAUGACGGACAACAUCCUGACGCCGGUCAUGAUGAACAAUGUCACGCCGCAGUACCAUCGCAUCAGCCAGAGCUACUCCCUCACCUUCUCCAGCGAAGCCAUGGCGAAGGAGUUCACGGAGGUCUUCAACAACUCGGACAACCAGUGGAUGGACCCGCGAGAUGGAUCGAUGCACUACAUGAAAGCCAGAUCUGACCUGCCGAAAGACGUCAGGACCACACAGAGGGCGCUCAGCAAGGUAUGGGACCCCAUCAUCGAGCUCUUCGGAGCCAGCCCACGGUACACUGCAGGUUCGAAGCCCGUCAUCAACGGGUACAAGGGCACGAUUCACUGGUCAGAUGGAAAUGAUGUUUGGCCGCUGGUCAGCUGCUCGGACGUCAACCAUGCGUCGUUCACGUUCGACAUAGAUCAAGACACCGUCUCUUUCUUCUCCCUGGACACCGACAAGCUGAACAGGAUCAUGGAAGAUGUCCAGAACAAG
Molecule: messenger RNA, 630 nt
Organism: Prorocentrum cordatum
Lineage: Eukaryota; Dinophyceae; Prorocentrales; Prorocentraceae
Source: the annotation of a GenBank genome assembly